This is a messenger RNA of Populus trichocarpa (black cottonwood), 1159 nucleotides long. RefSeq lists its product as uncharacterized. Lineage: Eukaryota; Viridiplantae; Streptophyta; Magnoliopsida; Malpighiales; Salicaceae. Bases 556 to 1011 code for a protein of 151 amino acids. Gene Ontology annotation, molecular function: protein binding. The transcript is spliced from 2 exons. The record is from RefSeq and is a predicted model, not a curated record.
UAUUAUUCACUAUCACGGUACCUUGUGUGCCUGUUUUUUCUCGAGGAUAAUUCUUUCAAUUUCAUCCCACAAAUGAGGAAAAAAUUUUUGUGAUAUAAAAGUAAACUUGAGAAUCUCAUCAAAUGACUUCCUCCCUUUUCUCAGCAUUUCCCUUCUUUUUCCAAUCUCAUUUUAACGUAAAAAAAAAAAGAUUAAAAUUCUUUUCCUUUUCACCUCGAUUGACAUGGCUCUUCAAUUAUCUGAUCAAUUGUGUAUUUUUGAAAAUCUGUAGGAAUUCUAAAAUCCUUCUGGGUUCCUUGUAAAACAUGAUAGAUCAUGUUAGCAAAAUCUACCCCUUGAAUUCAAACAAAAGAUAUUCAUUUUUCGUUAGUAAAUGGUUAAAAUGUUGUGGCUCAUGUUUUUUAUUAAAUAGCUCUUUGAUUCUGUAUGAAAAAUCUAAUUUCUUGUCAGAAUUAAAUGGUUUAGUUGCAGCAUUAAAAUAACUAAGUUGUGAUUGCAACCUUGCAGGGGUAUCUGGAAAUUUUGUUUUCUUUGUUAGAAGACAAAAUUGCUCCGAUGGGUACUGCUGGGACUCUAGACAGAUUCAGAAAUCUUCCUCACAAAAUUGCUUAUCAGAUUCUUCUCUUUAUUUCCAUGGGAGAGCUUGCUCGAUUCAGAUUGGUUUCUAAGAGAUGUAAAAGAUGGAUGGAUCUGCGUCAGGAUGAUGGCAUCAAGAUUUCAACAUUGUAUCUCAAUCGGUCCUUCGAGGGAAGCUAUUCUUACGAAGAAUUCUACGUUGGCAAAUUGUUGUCUCAGGCUGCGGGUUCUGAAGUUGAACAACUUAAGAUAGAAGUUAUUACCAGGUCUGAUACUGCUUUUGAACUACCAGUUUCGGUCUUGAAAUGCGAACCCUUGACGAUUCUUAUGCUUAUCUUGACGAACCAAGGCAUUGUGAGAUUUCCCUCGUUAUCGUCUUCUUAUUUCUACAAUUCUCAAACAAUUAAAGUUAGAAAAUGUACAUCCAGAGUAUGAGUUUAUUAGAGAUUUGGGCUCAAGCUUCUGCAAGUGAUUGAAGGUUUUGCAACUUUUUAAAUUGAACUGAGCUAAAACAAGUUACCAUCUGCCAACCUCGCCAACACAAUAUCGGUGUUGGACCCAUUAAGUCCCAACGCAUCAUGGG